Molecule: messenger RNA, 480 nt
Organism: Microthlaspi erraticum
Lineage: Eukaryota; Viridiplantae; Streptophyta; Magnoliopsida; Brassicales; Brassicaceae
Source: the annotation of a GenBank genome assembly
AUGGGGUACCCUCGAGCUUCUCUAAACACGGCAUUGAGCGAUUCAGCUAUGUUACUUGUAAGCACUUUGGAGCAAUUGGGACGUGAGGAGCAAGGAAAGACUUGGUGCAUCGAUUCAGCUCAACCGCACACGCUUAGGAUGAAGAAGGAAGUCGUCUUGAAGUCAGCUCGACCCAUCUACUCGACCAACAGGUCGAGUUCCUCAACUCGACCGGUGAUGUCAUUUGGAGCUAAUUGGAACAUUGCCUAUCACUGGAGACUAGUUGAGGAAGGAAAGACUCUGUCUGCCCCAUGUACGGACCCGCACUCGGUCGAGCUACUUUCGUCUGGAGGUGGUUUCAUGUCAUUCGGACCAGCGGUUCAGAAGAUACGACGAUUUUGGUUGGACUCGACCCACCAGCUCGACCGGCCAGUUUCCAACUCGAUCGAGCUGCUUUUCCAGGAGUCAAAGUCAAACCCGAAAAAUGUUGCUUCCCUUUGA